Molecule: messenger RNA, 1066 nt
Organism: Doryrhamphus excisus (bluestripe pipefish)
Lineage: Eukaryota; Metazoa; Chordata; Actinopteri; Syngnathiformes; Syngnathidae
Product: LIM and SH3 domain protein 1-like
Cellular component (GO): focal adhesion
Molecular function (GO): actin filament binding
Source: RefSeq, a predicted model, not a curated record
UCAUCACCAUCCUCUUCUUCUUCUUCUUCUUCUUCUCCCACACUUUCCACUCGUCUUGUCAACUUGGCAUCUUUUUCCUGUUGGAGACGCAAUGAAUCCUCCCUGUGGAAGAUGCAACAAACCGGUUUACCCCACAGAGAAGGUCAACUGUCUGGAUAAGUACUGGCACAAAGGCUGUUUCAGCUGUGAGGUGUGUAAGAUGGCCCUGAGCAUGAACAACUACAAAGGCUUCAACAAGCGACCUUACUGCAGCAUGCAUUACCCCAAAACCUCCUACACCAUCGUCACCGACACCCCCGAGAACCUGCGUCUCAAGCAACAGAGCAUGCUCAACAGCCAGGCCCUUUACAAGGAAGAGUUUGAGAAGAACAGAGGCAAAGGUUUCAGCGUGGUGACCGACACUCCCGAGAUGCAACGGCUGAAGAAGACGCAGGACCAGAUCAGCAACAUAAAGUACCACGAAGACUUCGAGAAGAGCAAAGUUCGAAGUGACGCUCCUCCUCCGGAAAAUAGGCAAGAAGAACCAUCCAGCCAGGAGACUCUUGCUACAGGUCCAGGUGGAGGGAGGCACUUCCAGGCCCUGUACAGCUACACAGCGGCAGAAGCCGAUGAGGUUUCCCUGCAGGAGGGCGACCUCAUCUGGGACGUGGAGCCCAUCGACGAGGGCUGGGUGUUUGGGAGCAACCAACGUACAGGCCAGCGAGGGAUGCUCCCCGCCAACUAUGUGCGGCCUGUGUGAUGAAGAGGAGACAAUGAAGAUAUUUCCAAUGCUCAGGUGUGGACUAUAUUGUCGAUAAGGUUUGUUUUCAGAGCCUUAAAAAACAUGGGAGUCCUUCCCAGAUGAUUUGAAACUUCCUGACAGCCAACCUACAUCAUCUUGUGUUUGUCACCCUCUGCUGGGCUUAAGGCGGUACUACAGUUUUCAUUGAUUUUUUUUUUUUUUUCUCUCACACUUGGAAGACCUUCGCUGUAGACCACCACAAUGUAUCCCACUGGGCAUCGUGUUUUAUCUUAUUAAAGUUCUACCUAAAAAAAAAAAAAAACAUCCAAGUAUAACAAAUAAACU